This is a messenger RNA of Polistes dominula (European paper wasp), 4813 nucleotides long. It is a transcript of the gene Cep97, whose product is annotated as centrosomal protein 97kDa. Gene Ontology annotation, biological process: mRNA splicing, via spliceosome. Gene Ontology annotation, cellular component: U2 snRNP. The record is from RefSeq and is a predicted model, not a curated record. Gene Ontology annotation, molecular function: protein binding; U2 snRNA binding. Lineage: Eukaryota; Metazoa; Arthropoda; Insecta; Hymenoptera; Vespidae.
UUAUAAAUAAGACAGAAACUAUUCAUUAGUGACCAUAUAAUUACAUAUCUUAAUUAUAUAGUGAUAAUAUAAAUGUAAUCUUAAAUUUAUAAUCAUAAGUAAACAUAAGAGAAUGAAUUUGUUAUCUUUGAAUUGUUUUCUCAUUGAUAAUGUAUGUCUUGUCUAUGCACCAGCAUUACUUUUGAUCAAUGUGUUUCUAUUGUAAAGAUCAUAUGUACAUAAUAAUGAAAUACUGAAAAUGAAAUAGAAGUGAUAAGUUUUAAAAGUUCUACCUGUACAUAUAUGUUAUUGAGUGGACAGUGAUCGCGAGGACAUCUUUAUAGCGUCUAUGAGUUAUUGUAAUCAUCAUGGCUUCAACGGAAUCCUUGGUAUGCGAUACGCUUGAUUUAAGCGGUCAAAAUCUUAAGAAGCUUGCUCGAUGUCCAUCGGAUGCUGAAAUCAGUACUUUAAUCUUAGAUGAUAAUGAGCUUCAACGUCUUGAUAAUCUUGACUCAUAUCACAGAAUUAAUAAGCUUUCAAUAGUAAGAAACCAAUUACUACGAAUGUAUGGCGUAUCCAAAUUACAUAAUCUUGUAACGCUUAAUUUAGCUAAUAAUGGUAUAUUAACGAUAGAGGGUAUCAAAGAAAUGAUUAACUUACAAACAUUGUGUUUAGCAGGUAAUAAUAUAAAGUCUAUUGAACAUUUACAUUCAAAUACGAAGUUGGAACAUCUAGACUUAUCUGAAAAUAGUAUCAGUCACAUUUCUGAUAUUUCAUAUUUGCGUAAUCUUAAGGAACUUUUCUUGCAUAAUAAUCGCAUAAUCACGUUAAGGCAAUGCGAGCGCUAUUUACCUACCUCAUUAGAAACAUUUACAUUAGCAAAUAACAGCAUUACAGAUUUGAAUGAAAUGUCUCAUUUAGCUAAUUUAAAGAAUUUGGUCAACUUUUCAAUUGCUAAUAAUCCGUGUGUCAGUAUAACAGGUAAUAGUAUUGGAUUCGAUUAUCGUCCAUUUGUUAUCAAUUGGUGUAUGAGUCUCAAAUCAAUUGAUGGUUAUGCAGUGGAUCCUUUAGAAAGUUUGAAAGCAGAAUGGCUGUAUUCUCAAGGAAGAGGAAGACAAUUUCGUGUCGGUGAGCAUGCACUUCUUGCUCAGUAUUUAGCAUCCGUCUGUCCCCUUUCAGGGGAAUCUUUAGAGAAUGAUACUGACAGGAAACUUAGGCUAAUUUUGAGUAAAGCACAACAUCAUCAGCAACAACUCAGUCAACAGAGUGACACAGGAAGUGUACAUAGCUUAAGUAGCGUCGGAGUAACUCCUUCUCCUGCUGCUAGACGUAGACUUAAUCAUAACAGGACAAGUUCUCCAAGAAGGCCUAUUACACCAAUGUUGACAUACUAUGAAGAUAAAUGCUUACAAUCACCAAAAUUUUAUGAGGCUAAAUACUGUGUCUGCCAUUCACCUUGCAAAGAUUCAUCAAGAAAUUCUAUAAGAAUGAGGUCACCAGAUAGAAUGGUUUCCAGUUGCCAUACAGAUGCUAUGGUUUCUUCCUGUCAUCCUAUGUUUAGUAAUGAUCACGAAUCAUUGAUGACACAAAGUUUAGAUCCAAAUAUGCUUUGUAACACUUUAAAUAAUAAAACAAUUAAUAAUUCUGGAUUAGAAGAUAUGGAAGAAACGUCAAGUCCUUUACAAGCUGCUACAAAAUUGGUGCCGGUUCCAGAAUCUCUUAUGAGUCCAGAUUUUCGACCACCUUCAGGAUUAUCUAAAGUUUUACCUAAAACUCCACCAAGUAAAUUAAAUUCACCAUGUCAAAUAACUAUUCCUGCAAAAACUUCUACAGAUGGAGAUGCAAAAGCGAUUCCUAUAAUAAAUACGGUAAAUCCUAUGGCAAAAACGAAUCUUGGUGCUUUGAAAGCAAACGCACUUGUAAAGAGUAACUCUGCAACUAAUUGCUCUAUUGGAAAACCGAGUAUAGCCAAACCAAUUAUUACGAAUGCUAAUGGAAAAUGUCCUCACAGUGUGAAAAUCAACAAUUAUGUACAGAGCAAAACAUUACCUGUUAAACGUAGUUCGAAAGGUUCACCCUAUUUAGGAAGAAACAUACAAAGACCUAAAAGUGCAUGUGAUAGAAAUAAAUCUAGCUUAAUAAAACGAGGAAAAGACGGAGAUGGAGAUAACGCGGCACUUAGUAGUGACGAAGAUAGUGAAGUAUGUCAAGCAAAAUUGGAUAGCAUUAGAAGUAGAGCAAUACAAAGACGGCAAGAGGAUAGUAAUAAAGAUCAAGAUCGUACCGAGAAAGCAGCAAUUUGUAUUCAAAGAAUGUGGAGGGGCUAUCAUACUAGAAAUCUUAAUAAAAAAGCAACUACUAUACUAAAGUCUAUAGAAAUGAUGAGAACGAAUAAAUAUAUUCAAAAAUUAUCCACCGAUAUGGAAGCAACAAGAACUGCAUUGGAAAGCGAACAUAAACUACAAUUGCUGCAAAUGCAAGCUAUUAAUGCAUUAUGGAAAAAGGUUGUUAGCUUACAGCCGGGAGGUAAUCGCGAAAAUACGAGUAAUGAAAGCGAAACUACUGCACAACCGAAUGCAGAUGUCGUAACAAAUCUAGCGCAAACGUGUAAUUUAUUGCAUACACAGGUACAACAAUUACAAGAUUCAAUGUCAGAAAUAAGACGGUGUAUGUCAACUAUGCAACCGAAAACAAUACUAGUUGAUCAUGGAGUUGCAACUCAAACAGAAAUUUCAGCUGUUCAUACACCAGCUGGCGAAGAAAAUACAUUUCCUUACGCUAGACCUAAUAGACCUCAAUCUUUGCCAAUACAUCAAACAAUACAUGAGGGAAAUGAAAGCAAAAGCUUUGCGUCCAAUUUAGUAGAUAGUGUUCUUAAAAAAGUAUCUCAAUCGACCGAUACAACUGAUGACGAAGUAAACACCGAUAUUUUAAAUUCUAAUGAAAAUCAAGAAAUUCUUAAUUCUACUGAACAUCCAGAUAUGUUUAAGAGCUGUGAAGAAAUCGUAGAGCCAGAAUUCCGAGAUGUAGUAGUAGAUAGUAAAAUAACAAAUGAAUAUGAAGGAAUAAUUGAUAAUAACGAGAUCGGAGGUGAGGUUUGCGAAGAAACAUUGUGCAAGGAAUUGCAUAAUCUUAUUGAAACUGAAAAUUCGAUUCCAAAUGUAGCAGAUGAUGAAAAACAAAAUAAUACCAACGAUUUUCAAAAAGAAGCAUUAAAUGCUGAUUAAAUAUGAUUGAAUCGCUAGAAGCUCAUCCUAUAAUUGUAUGUCUCAAUAAUAAGCUACGAAAAGUGAAUUUAAUUUUUGGAAAAAUAUUGCUCUCUGUGCAAAAUGAUUGAUAAAUAUGAAAAAGAAAAUGAAUAUUGUAAAUAAUUGAGAAGAAAUGCUCCUAAUCUCGUAGCCUUAGUGACAUAUGAUAUGUGUAGUAGUAUUAUAAAAAUCGAUGUAUGUUCAGUAGCAGCGCUUUUUUUACCAUUUUUUAAAAAUGAUAAAAUACCGAUCAGGAAUUAAAAAGCUGCCACACAUCCUUUUAAAUAAUAUAAUUAACAUAGUUAAAGAAAAACUAAAAGUAUAUACUUAUAAGCAAUUAAUCGUUGAUCUGCAAGUUUAAUUGCACUUAUAAAAGCAAUUGAACAAAUUUGCCGUCCAUGUAUUUAAGUACAGGACAGUUUAUUGAUGUACAAAAUAAACAUUCCUAGCACUCGGUAUUAAAAAAAAAAAAAAAAAGAUCUCGUUUCUUUAAAAAGAAUUUAAUCGAAUAUCUGAUUGUACAGAAAAAAGCAAUUCUGCACAUUUGACAUUAUAAUGGUCAAUGCCAUUUGUCAAUUUUCCGAAAUAAUUAGCUAUUGUGUAUAUGAAGAUAGAAUUUUAAUUCAUAUGAACAUUUUUUAAUGCUAGAAAAUACCACAUAAUUAUAGAUUUAACAAAUUUAUAAUUAUAACUUAUUAAUUUAUUUAUUAUUUAUUUAAUAAUCGAUUCCAAUGAUAAUAACAAGUCAGUAAUAUUAUUAUAAACGAACUGAGUGAAUUGUCAGCUAGAUAGAGGCAUAAGACUUUUAUUCUCUAGUCAAUAGAACUUAUAGUUCGCAUAUUUAAACAUAUUACUUAUUAAUUAAUUAUAGAAUUGUUAUGUAGGUAUGCAUGUUAUACUGAAAAUUAACGAUCGAUAUUAUUAAACAAUAGAAUUAUAUUUUUAUUUUAAUAAUCUAGCAUUAAUACAGUUUUGCCUGUCUUCUGUACACCUUUCACGUGGUGAAUUGUAAGCACAUAAAUAUAAUAAUUACACACACACAAACACAAGCACUGCUUUUUCAAAAAACUAUAUACUCAGAAAGAGUGUAUAUAUGUUUGAAUAUUUCACUAAUCUCAUUUUUAUAUGCUGUGACCGCUUAUAAUUUACUGUAUUAAAAUUUAACAUAUUUAAGAUAUAAAAUAUUCAUUUAUACAAUGUGUUAUUAAUAGGUGAAAAAAUGUACAUGGAUUUGAAUAUCUAUAAAAUGAUAGAAUGUUACAAACAUCUUACUCGGUGAAACGUUUAUUAUUUUAUUUUAUUUAUAUUUUAUCUCUAUUAUAUUUAAUUAUGUUUUAUUAUUAUUAUAUAUUAGAAAUAAAAAACGUCUUCAUAUACAUCGUCGUAAAUAUUACAAGUAAUAUCAAUGUAAAGCAGCAGUGUGCGCCAUGUUAGAAUUACUCACUUGCUUUUCUAUGUUUUUCAUUGCAUGAUAUUAGUUCAUUAUACAAAUAUAAUCUAAUAUUUUAAUAUUCUGUCAGCAUUAAGUUGAAUAGAUACAAAUGAUCAAUCAAAGAACAAAAAAGUACAUGAAUUUAUAAAACAUA